Molecule: messenger RNA, 2752 nt
Organism: Amphiprion ocellaris (clown anemonefish)
Lineage: Eukaryota; Metazoa; Chordata; Actinopteri; Pomacentridae
Gene: ca4a
Product: carbonic anhydrase IV a
Exons: 8
Coding region: 219-1142 (307 amino acids)
Cellular component (GO): plasma membrane
Molecular function (GO): zinc ion binding; carbonate dehydratase activity
Source: RefSeq, a predicted model, not a curated record
CUCCAUCUGAACGCUGCGUUAAUUUGGCUCCAGGAGCCCAUAGAGAGCCUCCUCAACGGCUCUCAGCGGAAUGCCCGAAGGGGGAGGGGCCACUCCUUCUUUCCUGUUGGGGGGUCCGCUGAUAGAUAAAUAUAAGACCCCCGCAAGAAUGCGAUCACAUUGGAAAAAAAACAAGUGACUGUGUUGCCUCCUCUCGCUCGACACACAGACGCUCCAAGAUGCAGCAACUGAUCCUGUGUGUUCUCCUGGCAUCCUUCUGGACGAGCUGCACCGGAGCAGGAGACUGGUGCUAUCAAUCCCAGUUUACCUGCGAUCAUCAGUGCAAUGCACCAGAAAAGUGGGACCACGCCUUUAAGGAAUGUGCAGGAAAAUACCAGUCGCCCAUCAACAUCGUCACCAGAAAGACUUUGAAAGAUGAACGUCUGACUCCGAUAAAGUUUAAGAACUACCAGCAGAUCUUCAGGAGCACCAUCAAAAACAACGGCCACUCAGUUCAAGUUGGAGUUCCUCAUCUGAGCACCAUCUCAGGGGGAGGCCUGCAGGGCAUCUACAAGGCGGUGCAGUUCCACCUGCACUGGGGCAACAAUGGAGGACCUGGCUCCGAACACACCAUUGAUGGGGAGCAGUAUCCCAUGGAGCUGCACAUUGUUCACAUGAAGAGCCACUACACUGAUCUGACUACAGCUUUGAGAGAUCCAGAGGGAAUUGCAGUUCUUGGAUUUUUCUAUGAGAAAUCCAACAGUGCAAACAGAAAGUAUGAAGCCAUCAUCAACACUGUGCGAAAUGUCAAAGCCACAAAUAGUAAUACAUCUCUACCAGCCAUCUCUCUGGCCCAGCUGAUCCCAUCUGAGCAGAAUCUGACCUCCUACUACCGAUACAAAGGCUCUCUGACCACCCCAGGGUGUGCUGAGGCCGUGGUUUGGACUGUGUUUGAGAAGCCCAUCCCUCUGAGCAUGGAUCAGCUGGGAGCAUUCUCAGACCUGCAGUUCCACGAUGGCAAGCAGAUGAUGGGAAAUUUCAGGCCUGUCCAGCCCCUCAAUGGCCGGCAGGUGUUCAGAUCAGGAGGUGCCAUGAUCCUGGCCAGCUCUGCCCUCCUGAUGGCCGCCAUUUCCAUGGCGUUGGGAUUGUCCCACCCCAACUAGAGCGAGGCAUCCCAAUGCUGCACUGCGACAUCCAUAAACACAAUAAGCUCUGUAUCAAUCCUCAGCUGAGCCCUGGUUUGUAACAUCUUAGUCUCACGGCUGCAAAGAUGAUAGACCAUGUCGUAGUGCAGGCAUUACCUGCCUGGUGUUCCUCCCUUAUGACACAAAUGACAAAGGCAUUCGAGGAAUGCCUUACGAAAGGAGCUGUAAGGGUUUCAUCAGCAUUCAUGCAUGCUUAGUGAAAGAAUAGGUCUUAUUUCAGCAUUAUGAAUGUGCCAUAAAACAGGUUGCCAAUCACUCUAAAAUGACAACUAAUUUCAGAUUCAACCCCAGAUCUCCUAGUCAUGCCCUCGUUUCUCACAGCAUCAUCCUAAACACCAACACACUCCUUGAACACUUAAGACCUCAUCCCCCCUGUCCAAUGUCAGGUAAAUUUAGUCUCUGCUAAUGUCAGAGUGACUUGUCGAUGUCAGCCCCAUGAACUGGCAUGUGAUGAGUUAUUAAUGGGGCAUGUGAACAGCAUGGAGUUAUAAAUAGCAGAACUGAUUCAUAAAAACAAGCUCCAUUUCAAAGUCAGAGGUCAAAACAGUUUGUUUUUUGUUUCAAAGUCCAGGAGCGCACAGUACAACUGACAGGUGAAGCCCUCACAGCCACUGAGUCAGCAGCUGGUUUGUGAAAAGGAGCAAGUGUGACAAGUGUAAGGCCUUUUUCCACCAGCAUUCUGUAACUGGAAAAUCCACAAAGAACAAAUGCAUACUGUUCUGAGAGCAGAGCUGCAGGCUCUCUCCUCUCAGAGUCAGAGGAAGCCGACACCUGAGGGAAAAGUGAUGAUGAUGCAGAGAUGCUGAUAGUGACUCACACAGUGAGUGACAGCAUCAUGCAGAACGAGGACACAGCAACACUUCUCAGAGCCGAGCAGCACGUCUUUUCCACCAUUACUUUCACGCAUUUCAAACGUAUCACAUGAGCCCGUAUGUCUUGAUGUUGCAGAUGGUGAGCUACAUGCACGUGGCUGCUGAAGUGAUGCCGCACACACUAAACAAUGCUUGCCAGAUUCAUACACACACCUCCGUUUCUCCCAGUUUUGACCCAUAAAGUUCAAUGAGCUUAUCGUGAGGACAUGUGACUGUGUUCAUGGCUUGUAUUUCAGGCUCUGGGAUGCACUGAAUGUUACCGACUGUGAAUUACACCCCACUGAGUUCUCACUCAUUUAUUCAAGAGGACUUGUUAUGCAUUCUAGUGAGAGAUCUGUGCAAUUUUCCAGCAAGAUGUGUUGUGUUGAUCUAGCAAAGAAUCUGUAUAUUGUCCAUUGUUUCAUACGCCCUACAGUUAUAUUUCUAUGCUGUGCCACUGUACACAUGUAUUUAUGUACUGAAUGUGUAUAUUGAUAUGAGACGCACAGUUAUUGUUAUUUAUGUAUUGCAAAGUACAGUAGGCAGUAGUACUGAGUGCAAACCUAUAUAUGAAGCAUCAAGUUGUUCAUGUCCAAUAGAGUUUACUUUAUGAUCUUCAAGUGUAUAAGACUGUCAGGUUGUAAUGCUUGAAAGUGUUGUAAAUAAUAUGGAGAAUGUGUUUCAACUGAACAAUAAACUGCUUACAUGCCUUUUUAA